GUCAGUUAAAAGGCAGCCUGGUUCCCACUGCACCGACCUUUACAUCGUGUUUGGAGUCUGCAAGAGCUGUAGGGGUACCCCAAGCGGCGGCAGAAGCGCAGCCAAACUUACGCCCCAGGACUGCAAAAUCAACGAUGAGAUUCAGGAUACUCCCAGCAAUCAUGCUGCUCACAUUCAGCACCGUCAAAGACCAGACGAACAAUGCGACUUGUCCAGCCCCAAGCAGCUACUCAAUCGGCAUCGUGCAAACCUGCUCCGCAUACUUCUGCAGAGGAGAGCUCCAGAAGUUCUUAAACGUGACGAUCGGGAGAUGUGUCGACGCGCAAAACUUCACCACUGCGCGCGGUUAUCGGCGAGGGGAUGCUCUAGCAGGGCAUGAGUGUACUUUCAACUACUACAGCUCAGCAGGGUGCUACGGGCCCUUCACGUCGACGAGAAGCGCUGCGGAUGGGAGCAAAAACUGGGCUGAGAGUAUUCGCCAUUUCAUGUCUCUAGUGGGCGAAGAGGGAGCCUACGGUUUGAGCUUCAUGUAUGUUUGCUACCCACGUAGUAGCAAGUGAAGAUGGAAGCAAAGCGUGGGAUGGUGAAGGUGGAUGGUGAAGGUGAAUGAAAGCACGUGAUAUUCCUUGGCGUUUACUACUAGUUUGUAAAUUGGCGUUUGGUGACAUUUGCUCCCCGACACCGUACAUCAUCUCGUGUGGUCGACCCUUGGUGAAUGGAACUGGCGCCACCGCAUUGAGAUUUUGCAGUUCGCAACUCCAAGACUGUGUCGCCAUCGCCGCCGCCGCAUCGU
Mytilinidion resinicola is the source of this 793-nucleotide messenger RNA. RefSeq lists its product as uncharacterized. The transcript is spliced from 2 exons. NCBI's taxonomy places the organism in Eukaryota, Fungi, Ascomycota, Dothideomycetes, Mytilinidiales, Mytilinidiaceae. Bases 135 to 560 code for a protein of 141 amino acids. The record is from RefSeq and is a predicted model, not a curated record.